Spodoptera littoralis (African cotton leafworm) is the source of this 3675-nucleotide messenger RNA. The record is from the annotation of a GenBank genome assembly. NCBI's taxonomy places the organism in Eukaryota, Metazoa, Arthropoda, Insecta, Lepidoptera, Noctuidae.
CCUUGACAGCAUUAUCAUUAUGUCUUUGGCUUCUGUGAAACUAUAAAUGCACCUCAAAUUAGACUUUAAUAUUUAUUUACACAGUACUACAGAAACACGACAGUAAUAUGAAUUAAAACAUUUAUGUUUUGUUGUUAGAUUAGGUAAUUAAUAAGUCGAAACAUCAAUCUGAAAUGGGACAUCGCCAUAGCAAAAACACAAAGAAGAAGAAAGAUAUAAAAGAGAAAAAAGAAGUUAAAUCAAAGUCGGUUGCACCAUCUAUUUCUUAUUUUACUUUGUACAGAUUUUCGACAAAAUUGGAUAAAUUUUUGAUAUCGAUAUCAAUACUAGCCUCUUUAGUUGCUGGAGUCACACUGCCAUACGCUAUAACUUUAGUGGCGAAUGUUUUUCAAAAUAUGAUCACGUACGACAAGGCAGUGCAAGCAGGCACACAAGAUGACGAAUUGUUCCUUUCUCAAAUGCACGAAUUUGGUGUUACAUACUCAUGUGUUGGUGUUCUACUCUUCAUUUGCGUGUAUUUGGGAUCUGCACUUAUGAAUGUUACGGCAAUAAAUCAGGUAUUUAAAAUCAGGGAAGAAUAUUUAACGGCAGCUUUAAAUCAAGAUUUUGCUUACUUUGAUAAAAAUCAAACAGGAGACUUUGCAUCGAAAAUGGCGGAUGAUGUAAUAAAAUUAGAAGAGGGCAUUGGUGACAAGAUUGCAGAUCGUCUAUAUAAAAAAGAAGCAGCAGAGACUGGUCGAGCUAGUUCCAUUGCACAGGAGGUACUGAGCUCUAUUCGGACAGUGUAUUCUUUUAAUGGACAGAAGAAAGAGUUAGAAAGGUAUAAGAAACCUCUGGCUGCAGCUAAGAAGGUUUAUAUACAAAAGGAAUUUUUCACAGGGCUCUCAAUGGCAUUCCUAUUUUUCUGUAUUUUCUGCUCCUACGCCUUAUCAUUCUAUUUUGGAAUUUACCUCGUAAUUAAUGACCCAGAAAACUAUAACGCUGACGUUAUGUUUUCGGUGCUAAAAGGUGUCAGUUUGACCGUGAAACGCGGGCAGUCUGUUGCUCUAGUCGGACAUUCAGGAUCUGGGAAGUCGACUAUAAUUCAGCUUAUAUCUCGAUAUUACGAUGUGGUCAGUGGUAGUGUGUGUGUGGAUAAUAUAGACGUGCGUGAGCUAUCAGUUCGAUGGCUGCGGUCUCAGAUUGGGCUGGUCAGACAAGAGCCGGUGCUCUUCAAUAACACGGUCCGCGAAAACAUUCGCUAUGGACGUGAGGACGCUACUGAUGCAGAGAUACAAGCCGCUGCAGAGCAGGCAAACGCUCACUUUUUUAUUAUAAAACUUCCCAAGGGCUACGAUACGCUGGUAGGAGAGCGUGGUGCGUCAUUGUCCGGUGGGCAGAAGCAACGCAUCGCGAUAGCUCGCGCUCUGGUCCGUAAACCUCGACUGUUGCUGCUGGACGAGGCCACAAGUGCGCUAGACACCGCCUCCGAAGCAAAAGUGCAGCUUGCACUCGAUAAGGCUGCGGAAGGUCGGACGACGCUGGUGGUUGCUCACAGGCUGUCUACAAUCCGACAUGUAGGUCUUAUAUACGUAUUCCAAGACGGAGAAGUAGUGGAGAGUGGCACCCACGAGGAGCUCAUGGCAAACAAAGGGCAUUACUAUGAGAUGGUGUCAAUACAAGAACCAGAUAAUCUUGCUGCUAGAGAAGAACAAACUGUAUUGAGAGAAGAAUCUGGGGCAUCAGAAGCCAGCAAAGAAGAACAAAUGGUUGAACCGCUGGAAGAAGACGACUCGGACAAAGUGCCCCAUAUCUCAUUCUGGCGCGUAUUGGCUAUGAAAUCACAGGAAUGGAAGUGGUUGCUGGCGGGUACUCUUUGUUCUAUAGUCAUUGGUUUCUCGAUGCCACUCUUUAUUCUGGUGUUUGGAGAUUUAUUUGGGUCUAUGUCAGAAUCAGAUCCAAAUAAAUUAAUGGACAAAGUAAAGAAAGUUUCCGUAAUAUGCAUACUCAUAGGAAUACUUAUGGGGACCUCAAAUUUGAUUGAAGCAAUAUCGUUCGGCAUCGCUGGCGCACACCUCACUGAAAGACUGCGGACACAGAUGUUCGAGCACUUGCUUCAACAGCACAUCGGAUUUUUUGACGAGCGACGCAACUCAACCGGCGCUUUAUGUGCCAAACUCUCUGCUGAGGCAGCUUAUGUACAGGGUGCAACAGGUCAGCGCAUCGGUACAUGUUUACAAGGUAUCGGCUCGGUCGGGCUGGCGUUGGUGCUUGCCAUGCUGUUUGAGUAUCGCUUGGGACUGGUCGCGCUUUGCUUCUUGCCCCUCAUUAUCUUCGUCGUAGUCCAACAGAUUAAAGCCACUAGAAGAGAAUCUUAUGGAAACGCUAAGGCUUUGGAAAGUAGCACUAAGAUCGCGAUAGAAGCGGUGUCGAAUGUGCGCACGGUUGUGUGUCUCGGUCGGGAGCGUAUGUUCGUCAGAGAGUACGUGAAACAACUGGCGCCAGCACUCGCCGACGCGAAGAGAGCCGCUCAUUGUCGCGGCCUCGUCAACGGACUGUCGCGCUCUAUAUUUAACUUCAUCAAUGCUGCUUCACUUACAUAUGGAGGACAUCUCAUAGUUUCAGAAGGAGUUGCUUAUAAAAAUAUUUUGAUAACCACCCAAUCGUUGCAAAUGGCGUCAGGUCAGGCGCAGAAUGCGUUUACAUUCACACCGGAGUUCGAGAAGGGUGUGAGUGCAGCCACUCGGAUCACAGUUCUACUUGAAUCCAAACCGGAAAUAAGUGAUCCAGCUACACCACUUGUCUCUCCUUUUAUAAAGAGAGGUAAAACAAUCGCUUUAGUGGGACGUAGUGGAUGUGGCAAGAGUACCGUCAUCCAGCUUUUGCAAAGAUACUACGAUCCUGAUUCCGGAGCCGUUUGUUUGGAUGGUAUUCCACUGUCGGGGUUGACUAUGUCGGAGGCUCGAGCGUGUUUCGGGCUGGUGUCCCAGGAACCUGUGCUCUUUGACUACAGUAUUGAGGAGAAUAUCGCGUAUGGGGACUACAUGCGCUCUCCGACUCAUCAAGAAGUUAUUGACGCCGCCAAGCAAGCUAACAUACAUAAUUUUAUCGUAUCUCUACCACAGGUAGUACAAGAAGCGUUAGACGCAGCUACUGCCGGACGUACUUGUAUAACUAUCGCGCAUCGGUUAAGUACUAUCCGUGAUGCCGACCUAAUCUGUGUGGUCAACAAGGGUCGCGUUGCUGAAGCGGGGACGCAUCAACAGCUUCUCGACCUCAAAGGACUCUAUUAUGAUCUCCAUGUAAACGCAAAAUAAACUAUUAUGAUAAAACCUCGUUUUAUUCUCACUCCAUUGUAUCAAAACAGUUGACUAAAUAGAUAGUUCAAGUGUGAAUCCGUAACUGAAACUUUUUAGUAGGACAAUCUCUACUGAGGUACAAACCAAAGAAACAUUCUUUAUGAAUGGGUAAGCACAGCAAACUAUUGUUUUUUAAAUGUUUAUUGUAUGUAGGGUAGAUACGUAAACAACAAAAUUAAAUAAAUCUAUUAUACUUCAAACCUUUAUUUCACAUUUUCGCUAAAAUAUGUGUAAUGUUGUGAAAGUUCAACUGAAACAAAAAGAAAAAGGUUCGUCAUAAAUUUAAUUUUUACACACACAACUUACAAAAAAUUCGUUUUUAAGUUGAGCAGUCGUA